Messenger RNA from Folsomia candida, 2224 nucleotides. RefSeq names its product dual specificity protein phosphatase Mpk3. NCBI's taxonomy places the organism in Eukaryota, Metazoa, Arthropoda, Collembola, Entomobryomorpha, Isotomidae. Bases 822 to 2162 code for a protein of 446 amino acids. Gene Ontology annotation, biological process: negative regulation of MAPK cascade; protein dephosphorylation. Gene Ontology annotation, cellular component: cytoplasm; cytosol. Gene Ontology annotation, molecular function: protein tyrosine/threonine phosphatase activity; MAP kinase tyrosine/serine/threonine phosphatase activity. The record is from RefSeq and is a predicted model, not a curated record. The transcript is spliced from 6 exons.
CUUACCAAGCCUACUCCUGCCCGUACAAAAUUUAUAUCUCUGCUCUUCGCUUGCCUGCAUGGCUCUCAAAAGCAAAACUUAAAACGCGUUUUUAUUCUUUAUCUCUCUCACAGCUCAGAGUUACACGGAGCACGACACACACGCAAAAUAUCACCACUCGCGAAAAUAUACAUUUGCAAAAUUCUUCUUCAUUUUGCAAACUUAACUAACAUCUCAUCCUUUAGUUCGGUAUUAAUAACUGUGGUUUUUUUAAGAGGCAACUUCAGGAAAAAAAAUUCCGAAGAAAAAUAAUCACCCAGCUUUUUUUAAAAUUAAAAAUAAGAAGAAGAAUCCUAAUUUUUGAAAUAUUAUCAAAAUAUUUAAGAUACACAUUUAAAACCGGAUUCUACUUAAAUUUACGAGCAAUUACACAAACAACAUCUACAGUAUUUUGGAAAAUAAUAAUAUCAAAAACCUAAUUUAUUUCUGAGCGGAAAAUAAGUUCGACAAAAGUCAAAAAGUAAAUAACAAAAGUUUGCUGAGAAGAAAAAUACACAUUUAUUUUCCAAUUUAUCUCCAAUAAUUUACCUAUCUUCGAAUGGAGAUAAGAUAAUUUAGAUAACCAACUACAAUUAAAAGUGUGAAACUACUAAAUGAAUAAUUAAAUUAAACUAAACUGAGAGAAUCUUCUCCUCAACAAGAAACACCUCAACUUUACCUUAUCGUCAUUCAUCCCUUCUUCUCCUCAUCAUCUUAUUACCUUAUCUUCCUCAAACUUAUCAGUGAACCCAGUCACCUCGUCGUUCCCAAAAUUCAGCAAAAUAGGCAACAUAACCGCCGUCAUGCAAGACAUCCACCCCGACGUGGUGACCGCGGAUCAGUUAGUGAAUGAGAUCCUGCGACGACAAUCACUGUCAAGGUCGUCACCAUCGUCAAACUCGUCGUCCUCUGUCCCCACACCGGCUGACGAUAUGACGGACGGAGGCGGCGAGAUGGAGGGGAGUCGUCGCGGCUCAUCCGCGACCGCGACGGUGGACACGUUCGAGCGCGCCAUGUCCGUGGAAGAAGAGGAAGAACCCGCCUCCUUCGCGGCGACGUCGUCCGAAGUGGUCAUUCUGGAUUGUCAGAAUCCUGUCGAUUUUCAAGAGUGUCAUAUUCGAGGAGCUCUCAACGUCACCUUUCCAGCCAUCAUGAUCCGGCGAAUUGCUGCAGGGAAGAUUGACAUUUUCGAGAAGAGUAAGGAGCUCAAGGCGAAAAUUGCCAAUGCCAAGAUCACUUUCGUCGUGUAUGACGGCUUCCAACAGAAUGUUUCUUGUGGAGGGACCAUUCCAAGUGGGGUCGGGGAUGGAGAAUUGUCCGAAUUGGUGCAUCUCAUUGCGAAAAAAUUGGCACAGAAUGGCUGCCCGGUUGCGACGCUUAAUGGGGGACUUUCAACCUUUCGAGAACAAUACCCCGAAUGGGUGGAGACAUCCGAGAGCAAGAAAAUGUUGGCGGCGUCGGCCAGCUCUUCGUCAGCGGAACCCUCCCCGGAUCCCGCUUAUCGGCCGGGGGAAGUCCCCCUUUUGGGGUUGGGGAGCUUAGCCUCCCUCAAAAUCCAGGAUGACCCGGACGCUUGCGACUCUUGCAUCGGGCUGGACCCCGACGAUGUGAGUCACCUUAGUAAUUAUUACACCGCAUUUCCGGUUGAAAUAAUCCCGAACCUGUAUCUGGGUAAUGCUUCGAUCAGCAAGGAUCAGUCCCUUCUGGAGAAGCACAAUAUCAAGCACAUUCUUAACGUGACGCCCGACCUCCCCAACGUCUUCGAGGGCACCAUACGCUACCUCCAAAUACCAAUCUCGGACCACUUCUCCGACGCGUUCAGAAUGCUCGGCUACUUCAUCCCCGCUAUCCAGUUUAUCGACGAAGGACGUGCCAAAGAAGAAGGCGUUCUGGUCCACUGCUUAGCCGGCAUCUCACGCUCCGUCACGAUUACGAUGGCUUAUCUCAUGUAUAAGAUGAGCCUCUCCCUGAACGAAGCGUACGACAUCGUUCGCGCCAAGAAGGCCAACAUUUCACCAAAUUUCCACUUUAUGGGCCAACUCCUCGAUUUCGAGAGGCAACUUCAUUCCCAAUUCCUCAGCCCACCCGCCCUCGGAUCCAGCCCCGAUUCCGGCAUCGAGUUCGACCGCUGGCAAUCCAAUUGAUGCCAACUGAUGAAGGGUCUCCUUGCCAAAAAGAGACACCACCACCCCGUCCCCUGAAAUCU